Moneuplotes crassus is the source of this 1346-nucleotide messenger RNA. The record is from the annotation of a GenBank genome assembly. Lineage: Eukaryota; Ciliophora; Spirotrichea; Euplotida; Euplotidae.
AUGGAUAGUAAGUUAAGGCAGAAGCACAGAAAUAUUCUCAAAAACUUCGAUAAGCAAUAUAAGAACAAAGAUCAGGACUUCUCUAAGCUAAAAAACCAUAUUAAUUCUCAGAUUGAGAAGAAAGAAUUCAGCCGAAAGCGGUCAACAGAUUGCUUAUACAGAACAAGCAAUACAAGUCCUGUUCUGCUUGAAUUCAAGCAGUUGAGGAGGCAGAUACAUUGACAAAAGCCGAAGAAGAACAUGACCAGGAAAUUAAUAGAUCAUAAUAACCAUAAAUUCUUGAGCAUCUGAUCACCGAACGAAGAGCUGAUAAAUUUGCUAAAAUAAGGAGAAGAAAUCAGCCAAUAAUUAUACUAAAGUGAUGAAGGAAGCCCACCGGAGUUCUUCCCAAACAAUUGUGCAUGAGAAGUUCAAGACCAAGAGAAGAGGUCGUGAGAAUUACUCCUCUAUAUUGAACAACAUAGAUGGCUCAACAGGAGGGAAGUACUCAGAAAAGCGUGAGGAGAAAAUGCCUAUUCAGCAUAACGGCCUGCUUACCAACAAGAGGCGUAUUAAGGAGUUCACACCUGUGAUGCAAAGAGAAAACAGGAUUAGAAAUAAUCGGUUCAGCUCAGUUAGCCGCCACUAUUCUACCAAAAAUGAACAGAAGUUACCUGAAUAUACUAACUUGGAGGAGGCCAAGGGAAGGAGAGAAAAGGAACUCCAUGAAUUCACACCAGUCAGGAGCUAUAAUAACAAGGUGAAGAAUUUCACCCAUGCCAAAAGGAGUGUUAAUUUGGGUAAAGAAGAAGUAAAGAAAUUAGGGAAGAAUUCUACUUUAAUAAUGGUCUCCCAAAGCACAGAUGUGAAAGUUAUAAAUAAAGGGAACCCUGAUAAUGAAGAUCUGAGAGAGUUUAAAAAGAAGAAUAAAAAGGAAUCUCAAAAUGAACUUGAUAAAUUAAAUGAUUCUGAUUCAGUUAUUAACAUGUCCAAUUUGCCUGCUAUUAAACUACCUGUAAAGAAGGAGUUUUCAAAAGUCAGACAAAGGCCUGAAAAUACUCGAAUGCUCAAAAUUUCACAACCAAGAUUCUCGAAUAACAGUUUGAACUCAAAGAAAUCAUUUACUAAAGCUUGGGCUAAAAAGACAGAGAAGAGGAGUAUGACUAAGUUUGAAGAACUGAUGGCAUUCUCUUUUGGGAACCAUAAGAUCCCCAAUAUCAAUUCUAAGGGAGUUAAGCACCGAGUCAAGUUCUCACUUCCUAUUGUCAAAUAAAGCAACAGGAGGAGGGGCUAAAGUUUUCCCUUCUGGAUUUAUUAGGGUAAUAUUUCAUCAAAAUAAAAGUAUUCUCGGUCAAAUCGUGCUAUAA